Messenger RNA from Marmota monax (woodchuck), 608 nucleotides. It is a transcript of the gene Atp5mg, whose product is annotated as ATP synthase membrane subunit g. The record is from RefSeq and is a predicted model, not a curated record. Gene Ontology annotation, biological process: proton motive force-driven ATP synthesis. The transcript has 3 exons. Bases 191 to 502 code for a protein of 103 amino acids. Lineage: Eukaryota; Metazoa; Chordata; Mammalia; Rodentia; Sciuridae. Gene Ontology annotation, molecular function: proton transmembrane transporter activity.
UCCUGUCCGCGGCUGAAAAAAAUAAAUUGUCUGACUAGAUUCCUCAAAGGCGCUAGGACAUCUAAGUAUCUUGAGCCGGCGCGGAAAAGGGCGGCCUGACAUUGGAAGUGGCACAGGGUCCUGCAGUGAGUCCUUCCGGGGGGUGACAUUCAGCCGGCCUUUGGGGCAACGGACCUUCUGCCCUAGAACCAUGGCCCAGUUCGUGCGUAACCUCGCGGAGAAGGCCCCGGCGCUAGUGAACGCUGCUGUGACUUACUCCAAGCCUCGAUUGGCCACAUUUUGGCAUUAUGCCAAGGUUGAGCUCGUUCCUCCAACCCCUGCUGAGAUCCCUACAGCUAUUCAGAGCCUGAAAAAAAUAGUCAAUAGUGCUCAAACUGGUAGCUUCAAACAGCUUACAGUUAAGGAAGCUGUGCUGAAUGGUUUGGUGGCUACUGAAGUAUGGAUGUGGUUUUAUAUCGGAGAGAUCAUAGGCAAGCGUGGCAUUGUUGGCUAUAACGUUUGAAGACCUAUCUUUAACAUCUGAUUAUAUUUGAUUUAUCAUUUGAGUUUUCUUGGACCAUAUAUGAUCAGAUUGCUAUCUGAAUAAAGAUGUAUCAGAAUAAGAUGUA